GCUGCCUUGGAGGUGCCCGAAAACGCGCUCAUAUACCUCGAUAGCUGCCACUGCUAACAAAGUCUAGAUGUACAGUGUGGUGGGGUGACGUGAGAGCCUAGUAAAGCGAGCCGAUGCAAUACGAGGUUCCGUCGCCCUGCCGCUUGCAGAAGGCAGAUUUCGGAUGCUGUCGGCCUCCGUUGUUACAAAGGACAGGGGAAGGAACAUGCUGAUCGAACGGAACGUUUGAAAGCCCGUCAAAAACUCGCCCCUCUGGCUAUACGAAGAAGCGCCGUUGCAAAAUGACGAUCAGUACUCACAAAGGCAAGAGCCGACCGACAGAAUAUGGAUUGCGAGGCGAGCAGUGCAUGUGUUGGUUUUCAGAUUUUCACAGGGGGACGCCGAUUAGAGAGAGAGAGGAAACCAGGAAGCCUCAAGCUCCCUCGACAACAGCAAUCACAAUUGCUGCUGGUGCAAAAGCUUCUCGCAUGGCAGGGAGGCAGACGCAAAGGGCUUAUACCUCAUCUUACAAGAUCACCUAUUGAUUGGUGAUGGUUCUCCUGCAUUCGACAGCAGGGAGAGAAUGCGGACAGACAGGGUCUCAGUGAUCUCUCGGGUUCGUGUGGAAAGUCCGGUCCGUCAAGUUGCCGUACUUCUACAUACGCAGUAGCGUGGGAAACGGAUCCCUUUGAUCAGGAUCUCGACAAGGUACCGGUACCCUUGGUGGAGACGCGGCGUGCGUUGGGUGUCAGGGAUCUCUUGGCCGUGGGCUUUGUAUGGUUUCCCAGUGUUUCCCCUGGUGUUCCUCUGCGUCGAUUCAUCUGA
Messenger RNA from Verticillium alfalfae VaMs.102, 804 nucleotides. RefSeq lists its product as hypothetical. The transcript has a single exon. NCBI's taxonomy places the organism in Eukaryota, Fungi, Ascomycota, Sordariomycetes, Glomerellales, Plectosphaerellaceae. The record is from RefSeq and is a predicted model, not a curated record. The annotation marks the transcript as partial.